AUGAGCCAUUCGAGAAAUCACUGGAGCGCCUGGGAUUUUGGUAUCCAGCAACCGUGCCGCCAGGAACUCCUCGCCAUGCCCGACAUGCUAACUCCCGACCGUCUUCACGCUAUGGGCAUCCUGGUUCACUUAUUCUGCGGUAACGAGGGCAGGAGGGCCCUCAUUGAUACAAUUAUCAACUUCAAGGGCGCCUAG
Molecule: messenger RNA, 195 nt
Organism: Colletotrichum graminicola M1.001
Lineage: Eukaryota; Fungi; Ascomycota; Sordariomycetes; Glomerellales; Glomerellaceae
Exons: 3
Coding region: 1-195 (64 amino acids)
Source: RefSeq, a predicted model, not a curated record